Meleagris gallopavo (turkey) is the source of this 701-nucleotide messenger RNA. The record is from RefSeq and is a predicted model, not a curated record. NCBI's taxonomy places the organism in Eukaryota, Metazoa, Chordata, Aves, Galliformes, Phasianidae.
CGCUGUGCCGGGAGUAACGCGGAGCCGGGAGCUCCCGCCUGCCUGCGGCCAGCGUUCCAUUCGUUGUGUUGUGUUGUUUUGAAACAGGGAUCCCGGCUCCUGUGGUCUACUUCGUGGAUUAUGCGUCCAACUGCAUCUACCUUGAAGAUAUUGUUGGCGCGAUCGCCGUUCAGGAUCACAUCUACUCCGUGCAGCGGAGCGGCAGCGAUGCCAGCAGCCUCCUCGGCUUGGCAGAGAAGAUGGGCCAGCUGCUGGCCAGGAUGCACGACGAGGACCUCAUCCACGGGGACCUCACGACGUCCAACAUGCUGCUGCGGCCACCCGCGGAGCAGCUGGACUUGGUGCUGAUUGACUUUGGGCUCAGCUUUGUUUCGGGUCUUCCUGAGGACAAGGGAGUCGAUCUGUAUGUGCUGGAAAAAGCCUUCCUUAGUACCCAUCCCGAUACAGAAACUGUGUUUCAGGCUCUGCUACAGAGCUAUGCAGCCGCAUCUAAGAAAUCCGGCCCAGUGAUCAAACGUCUGGAUGAGGUGCGGCUCAGGGGGAGGAAGAGGUCCAUGAUUGGGUGACAGCAGGCAGCGAUGGGAAAAUAUUCCUGCUUGGUUCUUCCUGAGAGGUUAUUUAUACUUCCAAUUACUUUUAUUGCACAGAUUACUAUUUUGAUAAUAGUGUCUCGUAUGAAAUAAAUUGGAUUGGAUUUCUAA